AUGAAAAUGACAGACAAAAACAAUCCAGAAACGUCUGUGGAUGAGGUUAAAACCCUUAUUAAAAAGAAAGAUAACAUCGAAGAGCAGAUUAAAGCCUACUACGAUGUCCUGGAAGACCAAGGCGUUGGGCUUGAUGGUCCCUUAGUAGACGCGGAAGGCUACCCGAGAAACGACGUCAAUUUGUACCAGAUAAGAACCGCCAGACACAAUAUUUCAUGCCUCCAGAACGACCACAAGGCAAUCAUGGUGGAGAUCGAGGACGCCUUGCACAGGCUUCACGCUCGUGAGAAAGCCAAGCAUCGGCAGGACCGGGCGCAGGCACUUGAGGAGACCACGGCGCAGCGGGACAGACUCCCGCCUGCCUUUGCACGUGUGGAUGCCGUCACUCAGGGAUCACCUGCCUCUGUGGCCGGCCUCAAAGUGGGAGAUGAAGUGAUUGAGUUUGGUUCCGUGAACAGUGGCAACUUCCAAAACCUCCACAACAUUGCGUCUGUGGUGCAGCAUAGUGAAGGGAAGCCGCUGCGAGUGACAGUGGUCCGUGAGGGUCAGAGAGCCAACAUGAGCUUGACUCCACAGCGGUGGUCUGGCCAGGGUCUGAUGGGGUGCAAGAUUGUCCCCAUGCCUCCGCCAUGA
Molecule: messenger RNA, 633 nt
Organism: Nerophis lumbriciformis (worm pipefish)
Lineage: Eukaryota; Metazoa; Chordata; Actinopteri; Syngnathiformes; Syngnathidae
Source: RefSeq, a predicted model, not a curated record